AUGUCCGUCAGCAGCCACGAGAACCGGAAAUCCCGCUCGAGCUCCGGCUCCAUGAACAUCCACCUCUUCCACAAACCGGGCCACGCCGACAGCCUCCUCACCCACCUCAACCUGCUCCGCAAGCGGCACCUCUUCACCGACGUGGUGCUGCGAGCGGGGAACCAGACCUUCCACUGCCACCGGGCCGUCCUGGCCUCCUGCAGCCGCUACUUCGAUGCCAUGUUCAGCGGGGGCCUGAAAGAGAGCAGAGACACCGAAGUCAACUUCCACGACUCCCUCCACCCCGAGGUGCUGGAGCUGCUGCUGGACUACGCCUACUCGGCCCGGGUGCUGAUUAACGAGGAGAACGCAGAGUCCUUGCUGGAGGCUGGGGACAUGUUGCAGUUCCAGGACAUUCGGGAUGCUUCGGCUGACUUUCUGGAGAAGAAUCUCUACCCUGGGAAUUGUCUGAACAUGCUGCUGCUGUCUGAUGCCCACUGCUGUGAGCGGCUGUUGGAGCUGUCCUGGAGAAUGGCAUUGGCCAACUUCACCUCGCUCUGUAAGACCGAAGACUUCCUCCGACUGCCCAAAGACAAGCUGCUGGAGCUGGUGGAGAGCGAAGAGCUGGAGGUAGAGGAUGAGACACUGGUCUACGAAGCCGUUAUAGGUUGGAUCCGAUAUGAUUUGCCCCGACGCCAUGAAGUUCUGCCAGAGCUGCUGCGCUCCGUCCGCCUGGCCCUUCUGCCCGAGUCCUACCUGCGGAAGCAUCUGUUCCCCAGCCACAAGCUGGGGGAGGAGAUUGUGGCCGAUGCUGUACGAUGCAAAAUGAAGAUCCUGCAAAAUGACGGCCUUGUGACAGGGUGCUGUGCCCGACCCCGCAAGGUCAGCCAGGCCCUGCUGCUGCUCGGUGGCCAGACCUUUAUGUGUGACAAGAUUUAUAUGCUGGAUCACAACACCAGCGAGAUCAUUCCUCGCGCUGACAUCCCAAGCCCUCGUAAAGAGUGCAGUGCCUGCGCCGUCGGGUGCAAAGUGUACAUCACUGGCGGCAAAGGCUCCGAGAACGGCGCUUCCAAAGACGUCUGGGUUUAUGACACCCUCCACGACGAGUGGGCAAAAGCUGCUCCCAUGCUGGUGGCGCGGUUUGGCCAUGGCUCCGCCGAGCUGGACCACUGUCUGUAUGUGGUAGGGGGUCACACGGCAGUGAGCGGUGCCUUCCCCGCCUCUCCCUCCGUCUCUCUCAAGCAAGUUGAACACUAUGACCCACAGCUGGACAAGUGGUCCUUGGUGGCUCCUCUCCGAGAAGGCGUGAGCAACGCUGCCGUGGUGGGAGCCAAGAUGAAGCUGUUUGUCUUCGGUGGCACCAGCACCAACCAGGAGAAGCUGCCCAAGGUGCAGUGCUUCGACCCCUGCCAGAACCGCUGGACGGUGCCUGCCAGCUGCCCCCAGCCCUGGCGAUNCCGGUCUGCCGCUGUGGUGGCCAGCCACAUCAUUGUCAUCGGUGGGGACACGGAGUUCUCCGCCAGCUCCGCUUACCGCUUCCACAGCGACACCUACCAGUGGUCCAAAUUUGGGGACGUCACCGCUAAGCGCAUCAGCUGCCGUGCCGUUACGUCGGGCAACAGACUGUAUGUGGUGGGGGGCUACUGCGGGGCUCAGCGCUGCAAAACUCUGGACUGUUACGACCCAUUGUCCGACACCUGGAGCAGUGUCACAACCGUGCCUUAUUCCCUCAUCCCCACCGCCUUUGUCAGCACCUGGAAGUACCUGUCUGCCUGA
Messenger RNA from Balearica regulorum gibbericeps (East African grey crowned-crane), 1755 nucleotides. Lineage: Eukaryota; Metazoa; Chordata; Aves; Gruiformes; Gruidae. The record is from RefSeq and is a predicted model, not a curated record.